AUGGUUCCAAGAAGGACCGUUAAAUACUGCCUUUCGCUGCUGCUUUUGAUCAUCCUGCCUUCCCGACCUGCGUUGGAGGGUGUGUUACCAAGAACUGGGUGUCUUUCCUUCCCCCUAUUUUUCUUCACUGGUCUUUCUUUGUAUUGUCCCUUGCUUUCCUUUUUCUGUUUCUCUUCUUUGUUUCUCUUCUUUUUGUUCUUUCUUUUGAGUGCGAUGACUGGGGCCUUUAUUAAUGUCCAGUGACUGUAGUCUCAUGGGGGUGGUAAAUGGUAGACGCCUGGGUGAGAGACAGGAAAAUGUCGGUCUCCCAGGUGAGAGGCUGGGAGGAGAAAUGAAGGAUUUCUGGUGAGAGCUGGGAGGAACUACGGUCCUCUGUGGGGGGUUAGGGCUAAGAAUUACUUUUAAGAGAGGGCUCCGUAUUCUGCUUACUUGAUUUGUAUUCUCGGUAGUUCUCAUUUUACUGUUUUAUUGAAUAAUUUAAAAUAAAAUCUUAAAAAACAACCAACCAACCAACCAACCAACCAACCCAGAGAAGGCUGUCUUACUUCCUGCUGGAAAUGAAAAGGACAAGUUGAUUGCUAUCCUGUUUAUUUCAAUAGGGCUUCCUAUGUGACUGCCUGCCUUUAGAUCAGGGUCCCUGUUUAUGUUAAGAAAUAUUUCUUAACAGUAGUUAAUCCGAGUGAAGAUAAAUUCCUGAAGUACUCCAUGUGCCCUCUUCAUUCGAAACUACUAUUUCCCACCAGCUUCUGCCCCCUGGGGCUCUUUUGAGUAUGGACCACAGCUAACUCUUCAGUGACGAUUCAUAAUUAUGGGAACUAAUAGAAGCACUCCUAACUUAUUUACCUCAGAGUAAACUGCAUUGAAUUUGAUAGGACUCUCAGGGCAAUUCUAACUAUGUCUGCUCAGGGGUUAGUUUAAUUGACAAUGGAACUUGAAUUAGUCGUAACUAAUUUGUUCCUUUGUUUUCGGUGGGGAUUUUAGUGCCACUAAAGUGCACUGUAAGGUUUCAUACUAAGGAACGAGAGCUAAUCCACACCUCUGGCAAUAAAAUGGAAACUUCCCCCCACUCUCUUUCAGUCUCCAAUGUGGCCCUCACAGGAGAAGCUUUACAAUCCAGCACCUACAACCCGCAAGGAGGAGCUAUGAAUGCCAUUGAUGGGUCUUUAGUUGGUGUAUAUACAGAGGGAUCCUGCACCCACACAGAUUAUGAAAGUAAUCCAUGGUGGACGGUAGACUUGCAGGCGCAGUAUCAAGUAGUCCAUGUAAGCAUCACCAAUCGGGAAGACUGUUGUGCUCACCGUCUUAAUGGGGCUGAAAUCCGAGUUGGGGACUCCACAGAGAGAGGAGGCACCACAAAUCCUAGGUACUGUAUAUGGAUCGGAUACUUUCUAGUCAGGGAAGGGGAAGCUGCGGUCCUCCAGGUGUUACUGUAGUAGCACUCUCAUCAUCCUUAGCCAUUGUCCAUGUUGGUUAGGGUUGCGAUUUGGGAAUUCAAUUAUUUGGAGGGCCACAGGUUCCUUAUUCUGUCUUACACACUGAGGUGUCAUGAGGUACAAUUAUCUCUUUCUGCCCUGUUUUCGUCACAUCCAGGACUGUUUCCAUUCCACUGCAGUUCACUGUCUGCCAAAAGCUACAUUAUUUUGUUUUGCUGUCUGCUGUGGCAAAAUUACAUAAUUUAUGUAUCGUUAAUUCCGUACGUAAAUUAUAUAAGUUACAUUGUCCUAUGAUGCCACCCCACUCAUUUAAAUGUAAAGAAAAUGCAAUGCAAAUUGGGGGAUGUAAUGUAAUCAAUUAUAUAUUGUCUGUGGACUGAAAGGAGCCAAAACAGCAAACGCUGAUCAUAUCCACUGGAUCAAUUUCUGUUCCUCUCAUGGGGUGAAUUUGUCAACAUUGGCCAUUUCCACUUCUAGUUUGUCAACAUUUUCUGGCAUCCCUGCUUUACAGGAUUAUGGCACAGGGAGAACAAUGUAGUGUAUACGUUUCAGACAGAUCCCUAGCUAUUUGAGUUCCCCAAACAUAGCAAAUAUUUGCUCUCUUUCCUGAAAUGUUCAUGUGAUUUCACCUUUCGGAUAAAGUUCUUCAAUUAUUGUUUAACACUGUUUCUUGAUGUUUUCUUUUCUUUUCUAGAUGUGCUACAAUAAGUUCUUUGGAUGCUGGGGAAACACGCAGUUUUUACUGCGAAGCGUCAAAAGGGCAGUUUGUUACAAUUACCCUACCAAGGGGCGGAUACCUCACGCUUUGUGAAGUCCAGGUGUUUGGUCAGAAGAUAGAUUCUAGUGGUAAGUAG
Messenger RNA from Podarcis lilfordi (Lilford's wall lizard), 2287 nucleotides. The record is from the annotation of a GenBank genome assembly. NCBI's taxonomy places the organism in Eukaryota, Metazoa, Chordata, Lepidosauria, Squamata, Lacertidae.